Messenger RNA from Trichophyton rubrum CBS 118892, 1068 nucleotides. RefSeq lists its product as uncharacterized. The record is from RefSeq and is a predicted model, not a curated record. NCBI's taxonomy places the organism in Eukaryota, Fungi, Ascomycota, Eurotiomycetes, Onygenales, Arthrodermataceae. Bases 1 to 1068 code for a protein of 355 amino acids. The transcript is spliced from 7 exons.
AUGGAUACUCGUGCCGAUAUAAUUAAGAAGAUAGAGGACCUUACGGACCUCGAAUUUGCUGUUUUACUUUGCUUAAUUGCCAAAGAGAAUUGCUUGAUUGAUACCCCAUCCAGCACGUUGGAUGACCUUGUCAAAGAAUUGAUAUUAAUUUCUCGAGAUAUAUUUGGCCUGUCUUUUGCUGUUAUUGACUGCACUGUCGACACAUCUCUUGAAGAGUUCAAUACCACCAUAUUGGAACGUCGACGACGACCAUCCGAACUCCUUCAAAGGGAAGAAAAUGUUUCAAAGCGCAAUUAUACCGAUGUCUCCACAAGGGGUCAUGACAGAAAUGAAACAGUCAACGUUAUCAUUGCCAAAAAUUAUGACCACAUCUCCCAGAGUAUACAAGUACAGACACUGGAGAUGCUACGCACCAGGAGAAUUCAUACCAAAACCGCUACAUAUAGUGUUCCCAACAAUUUUGUCUUUAUACCCAUUCUUGCUUCUGAGAUGCGACAGCUAUCUUCUCGGUUAAACAACCACUUAAACGAACAUAUAUCUAUCUCUCACUAUCAUGAUCCAUCCGUCGGCUUUGUAAACCUAGAAGGCGACGGUAGUUCCCUAGUUGACGAAAGAGGCUUUCCAUCUUCCGCUGCUUGGAACUCAUCCUACACAGCCAAGUUGACUGAAAAAAGUGUGGUAAUUUCGGAAGAGGAAAUUGACUAUUUAAGGGGCUUAAUUCCGAGCGUGACGGUAUCUACUGAAGUAUACUGCUAUACUGAAAAUAUUAUCAACUUUCUUCGCUUCAAUCGAGCCGUAUUCUGCGGAAUAACAGCCCCCGCCACACGCCAGUUCCAUAAGAUGGUCAAAUGCCUUGCGUCUCUACAUGGAGUUGACUACGCCCCGCCUUCCCUUGUGGCUUUGGCAGCGAAGAAGAUUUACCGCCAUCGUAUCACUGUUGCAAAGCCUCAGGAAGACCGCAGUAUGAUGUAUGGCAGUGAUAUUAACGCUGUCGAGAAGAUUCUAUCGUCGGCAACUCCAGACAGCAUAGUUGAAGAUGUAUUGGCUGAAGUCGAAGCGCCCUUGUGA